Meloidogyne enterolobii is the source of this 1612-nucleotide messenger RNA. Lineage: Eukaryota; Metazoa; Nematoda; Chromadorea; Rhabditida; Meloidogynidae. The record is from the annotation of a GenBank genome assembly.
AUGUCUUUAUCUUUUGACCAAUUAUUUGAACAUUCUUUAGUGUUGACCAGUCGAGAACCUAAUUUUUUUGAAAAAGUUGAACAUGAAGGGGAUGGAAAGUAUAAAUUGAAAAUGUUGGAGUCAGCUUGUUCAAACAACGAUUUUAUUGACUUCGAACAUUGUCCUUACACAAAAGAUUUGCUCAACAAAUCCAAUUUUAUUUCAAUUCUCAAACUUGGAUGGAAUAAAGUUUAUGAUCAAGAUCCUGAAUUUAAGACGAUUUUUGAUCCGAAAGAUGGGAUUGGAGAAUUGGAAGAACAAUUAUUGGCCGGCCAGUGGAGUCAAACAGCUCGUGGACGUACCAAAAAAUUAGCUCAACACAAAGCUGCUGCAAAUGUUCUUUUGGAUAUAAUUAAAAGUGGAAGACAUAAAGAGUUUUUAAUUCCUGGAAGAAAUGCAGAAGAAGCUUUUAAGUUGAUAACAACUGCAAUGAAUAACGAGCAAAACGAGUUAAUGGAAGGAGACAAUAAUGGAAGAGGGGGAACAUUUACUAUUAAACAAGGAGGUGGUGUGGUGUUACAACAACAACAAAUAAUUAAUUGGGUUGGGAGAGUGCAGGAAUUGAUAAUGAAAAAACGAAUUGUCUGUAAGUGGAACGACGCUUAUACUAGUGAAAAUGAAAAAUCAAACGAUAUUAUGCACAAUUGCAAACUUCAGUUUGACAUUCUCGAUGUUUCGGCCACAAAAUUAGAACGUCGUUUAGAAGCUGAUUCAAAAGCUAGGAACAAGAAAAUGGCAAAACAAGAAGCUUUCCGUAAAAUUUAUGAAAUUUUGAUUGCUGAUUACGGGCCUUUUAAUCAAAUAAUUGUGGUCAAUGAAAACAAAAAAGAAAAGAAAGAAAAUAUUGUGACAGAAAUGACUGAAAAUGAAGAGAAUUUGGUUGUGAUUGAGGAAGGUGAAAUAAUAGAAGAAGAAAAGGUUAUUUCAAAUAAUAAUGUAACAACAAUCACUUCUGCAACAGACAAAUAUUCAUUAACACUUUCUCCAAAAGAUUUGAUAGAACUUUCACAUAUUGAAAGAAGCCAGGAUUGUAAUGAAACAAUUGAUAUUAGAAUGCUUUUGAGUGAUAUAUUAAUUGAUAGAGAAGUGAAUACUCCGCGUUCUGAACGUUUACUGAGAUGCAUUUUGGAAUGGAAAAAUCCUCAAGUUGAGCGUGUAUUUAGUCAGGCAACUUUGGAAUUUAUUGAGACUGCCAAAAGUCAAAUCCACGAUAUUUUCCAAGUUUAUCUACAAAUUUCAACUACUCAUAACAACAAAAAGUCUAUGUUGUGUACUUUUGGGGGCGAAGGAAGUGAUUUGCAGAGAGCAAGGGAUGAUGCAUGUUGGCAAGCAUUGGAAUAUCUUUAUAUUUUUGGCGGAUUUGCACCUAAAAAUGGCAACAAAAACGGGGAAGAAUAAAUUAUUUAUUGUAAAAGUGUGAUUAUUUUAAUUUUGAACCAAAAAGAAUAUAUUUUACUUAUUUACAAUUUGAUAAUUUUGACUUUUUUCUCUUUUCCCCUCCCCAAAACUCAAUUUUUGGUCUUCGUCUUAUCUUUAAAAUAUUACUUAUAUUUAUUUUUUUUGUAAUUUGAAA